Molecule: messenger RNA, 2345 nt
Organism: Amphibalanus amphitrite
Lineage: Eukaryota; Metazoa; Arthropoda; Thecostraca; Balanomorpha; Balanidae
Product: ras suppressor protein 1-like
Exons: 8
Coding region: 142-966 (274 amino acids)
Molecular function (GO): protein binding
Source: RefSeq, a predicted model, not a curated record
GGUCGAUUGUUGAUUUUUGGUAGCCUUGUACGCCUUGUAUGCUAGUGUCUAGAGCGCGAGGGCGCGUGUGUUUUGUUCUAAAUAAAAUUGUUUUUUGCUGUUGUGUAUCAGUUUUGGCACCUCCUUGUCAUCACUUCAACCAUGUCAUCCAAGAUCAAGAAAGUGACGGAGGAGGCACGAGAAACAGGAAACCCGGAGCUUGAUCUGGUGGACAUGAAGAUUGAGUCUCUGGAGCAGAUACCAAACUUAUUGCGCAUGACCAACCUGACUCGGCUCAGCCUGAGCCACAACAGGAUCAGCCUGAUUCCGCCUAGUCUGGCCGACCUGGAGAACCUCGAGAUCCUCAACCUCUUCAACAACCACAUCGAAGAGCUGCCCACCUCGCUGUCGUCGCUGCCCAAGCUGCGCAUCUUGAAUCUUGGGAUGAACAAGCUAAGCACGCUGCCGCGCGGGUUUGGAGCUUUCCCCGUGCUGGAGGUGCUCGACCUCACCUACAACAAUCUCACGGAGAACAGCCUACCAGGCAACUUCUUCAUGAUCGAGAGUCUGCGCGCGCUGUUCCUGGGCGAUAACGACCUCGAGUACCUGCCACCUGACGUGAAGCUGCUGAAGAACCUGCAGAUCCUGGUGCUGAGGGAGAACGAUCUGCUGGAGAUUCCCAAGGAGGUGGGCUCGCUGAACCGACUGCGCGAGCUGCACAUCCAGGGCAACCGGCUGACCGUGCUGCCGCCGGAAAUAGGUAAUCUGGAGCUCACGGGCAGUAAGUGCGUGCUGCGUAUGGACGACAACCCGUGGGUGGUGCCCAUUGCCGAUCAGCUGGAGCUCGGUGUCAGCCACGUGAUCGAGUACAUCCGCUCCGACACAUACCGCAUUCUGUACUCGCGGCACAUCGCGGCUGGCGCGCAGCCGGCGCCGCCUAAGGCCGACAAGAGCCGUAAGGUGUCCCGGCUCACCUUCGAGAAGUGAACCAUCUCUGGACAGCGACGUUGACGUGAAGCCGCCUCUUUCGCCGCACGGUAACCCACUCACCAACUGACGGUAUGACCACAGGCGGUCUCUCGGGGCGGUCCACACCCCAGCAGAGAGUGGCCGGGGUCCCACUGUAAACUGCUGCUCGGUGUGUCUUAUCAAUGCGCGUAACGAGACGUUGCCGCCGAGCCGUCGGAGGUAUUUAUUAACGAGUCUCACCAUCACAUUUACAACUGUGGCGCCCCGACUACGCUUGUCCGUCUGUGUGAAUAAUGUGUGUGUAACAGUAGCAGUCUUCCGUCUCUCUUUCUCCGUCUGUACUGGCCUCUGUACCGUGUGGCUGGUCGGUGUGUGACGUGUAUCAUCGCACUGCGUUCGUUCUCCUAUCAGUUCGGUACGGAGGGUCGGGCAGCGAUGAAGUGCCGUGUCACUAAACCGGCCAGUUGUACCGCGAUCCCCGCAGUGCCGAUAGGAAGUCCGGAUCGUGCCCACCGGCCACAGGUCACCGCACUAAUCUAGUCCUGAGGUGUAGUGGGAAUGGGUGACUGACUCACGCCUCACGGUCACUGGCCGGCAGCCCGAGGGCAGCCGCGCGCCCCUCCGGCAGUGACGACACGCCCCGGUCACGUGGUGGGGGAGGGGGGGGGGGCGCAGCCGUCAGAGCGCGGCUGGCCCAUCACUAACCAUCUAUGCAAUUGAGCGCCUGCAGUGCGGCCCGGCACCGCCGGAGUCCGCUACUGGGUGGUACGCGUAGUGCCUGUUAGUGCCGUAAUGCGUGCUGGCGAGAAUGACUCUGUUUUCAGUAAAAGUAUUAACUUAUCCACACGCGAAGCGGCCUCACGGAAGACGCUUUCGCUUUUGUAUUGCAAGUUGUCCGACGUGUGUUAUUGAUUUUAGUAUUUUGUUACCAUUUUCAUCUUCAGAUUUAAAAUUGCUACACAAUUUACGUUGUGGAUGUUCGCGGGCUUUGGUAAUUUGCGAUUUUUGCGACUGGCCUAUUGUGUAUAUUUGCGACUAUAUUCACGGGCCGACAUUAGACAUAUUCUAUAUGCCCCUGCGGGCUCUCUUUAGCUGCCAAAGGUAGCCCUAUUGCGCUGGUGUCGUAUAUGUGUCUUAGUCAGAUGCUGCCCCGUCGGCCCGGUCAACUGCGCUUGACGUCGGCUCUCGCCUUAUUGGCUUGGUGCUAAUGCUUUGAUAGUGGCUUAUUUAGCGAAGGAAACGUAGAGUGCCUCCGAUGGCUGUUUUGCUUGUGAAUGUGAGACUGUAUUGACGCUUGUCUUCCUUUGAUAUCGUGCUCUCUGUUAACGUAGUAUUUAACUGUUCAACGACUGGAAAAAUGAUAACAAUUUAAUUUGAAUAUACUAAAACCUAACAAA